Molecule: messenger RNA, 761 nt
Organism: Helianthus annuus (common sunflower)
Lineage: Eukaryota; Viridiplantae; Streptophyta; Magnoliopsida; Asterales; Asteraceae
Product: probable serine/threonine-protein kinase PBL4
Exons: 4
Coding region: 70-666 (198 amino acids)
Biological process (GO): protein phosphorylation
Molecular function (GO): ATP binding; protein tyrosine kinase activity
Source: RefSeq, a predicted model, not a curated record
AGAGAAAGUCAGUGGACAUAUAUACAAGAAACAUGAUUUUGAUCAAAGAUUAGGGGAGACAAGAAAAUUAUGGGGGAUGCUGAUGAUCACCAAGAAACACGCCAACAGUUAUCGACAGAGGAUCUAAAAGUGUUCACAUAUGAUGAACUAAAAUGCGUCUUUAGUUAUAAAACACGCCUGGGUGAUUGGAGUUUUGGGAAGGUUUACAAAGGUUGGGUUGAUGAAGAGACUUAUUCCCCCACAGAACAAGGCACAGGAUUAGCCGUUUUCGUUAAGACUUUCCAGCACCAUCAUUCAGAGUAUAUUAAGAAGUCCAAGUUACAUUUGGUGCUGAAAAAAUUGAGUCAUCCAAACCUUGUUAAGCUCAUAGGGUACUGCUUUGAAGGGGAUUUGCUCUUUCUUGUAGAUGAAUUCUAUUAUGGAAAUUUCGAGGAUUGCCUGCUUUAUGGCGCUAUUUCACGACUUCCACUUGAUACAAAGGUGAAAAUGGCACUAGGAAUUGCUAGAGCGAUUGUUUUCUUGCACCAGACACAUCACACCACUUCAGUCUGCUCAUGUGCAGAGCAGAGUUUUUCAUUUGAGAGAUGUAACAUAUUGCUAGAUGAGGUUUAUAUUAUGCCUGUCCCUUCUUCAUUAAGGUAUAUGCAGUUUAUAUUUUGCCUUUAAACCUUUUAUGAAGGAUAAGAAAUCAUGUUGAAUGAAAAAUCAGUGAAAGUUUUUUGCUUGGAACAUUGAGGCGUCGUUGAUGUUGCCAAGGAGUC